Molecule: messenger RNA, 3819 nt
Organism: Struthio camelus australis
Lineage: Eukaryota; Metazoa; Chordata; Aves; Struthioniformes; Struthionidae
Gene: PPP2R3C
Product: protein phosphatase 2 regulatory subunit B''gamma
Biological process (GO): cortical cytoskeleton organization; B cell homeostasis; T cell homeostasis
Cellular component (GO): centrosome; spindle
Source: RefSeq, a predicted model, not a curated record
GAUGAGAAGACAAAGCAGCUUUGACUCACUUUGUAGAGAAACAAAUAUGAGCCUCUGUUCUAGAGGUUAGCGUUAACAAGGCUCCAGGCUGAGGAGCACGGCAGAGCUUGUGUAGCCGUGUAGAAAUGGGUCUUGCGAAGGCUGGUUUAUCUCUAGUACAUACCUGUUAUGUCUUUGGCUGGUAACUCUUGAUUCUUGAAUGCACGAAGAACUCUCCUAAGAUUAAGAGCAUGGUCAUAUGCCUGCAAGACUGAAAGGUGAUAUGCUGUUACUACUUGUAGUAAGCAGUCUUAAAAAUGAUUUAAAAAAAAAAAAGCACCUUUGAAAAGCAAGACUGUUGCUGCUUUGUCAGUCAUAACCACCUUUGUGUCCUUACCACAUAACCAUAUCGUAUCAGCCAAAAAGAGUGAGCAAGAGCUGAAGGAUGAAGAAAUGGAAUUGUUCACAAAAUACUACAUGGAAUGGAAAGGAGGAAGAAAAAGUGGCAAUACAUCAUAUACGAACAUACCACGGUUUUACUACAGGCUGCCAGCUGAAGAUGAAGUCUUGCUUCAGAAAUUAAGAGAAGAAUCUAGAGCAGUCUUUCUGCAAAGAAAAAGUAGAGAACUGUUGGAUAAUGAAGAGCUUCAGAAUCUCUGGUUUCUCCUGGACAAACAUCAGACGUCACCAAUGAUUGGAGAAGAAGCAAUGAUCAACUAUGAGAACUUCUUGAAAGUUGGUGAAAAAGCUGGUCCCAAGUGCAAGCAGUUCUUCACAGCUAAGAUCUUUGCUAAAUUACUGCAUAACGAUCCUUAUGGGAGGGUAUCUAUCAUGCAGUUUUUCAACUAUGUCAUGCGAAAAGUAUGGCUUCAUCAGACGAGAAUAGGUCUCAGUUUAUAUGAUGUGGCAGGACAGGGCUACCUCAGAGAAUCAGAUUUAGAAAACUAUAUUUUGGAACUCAUCCCUACUUUGCCACAGCUGGAUGGUUUAGAAAAGUCUUUUUACUCCUUCUAUGUCUGCACAGCAGUUAGAAAAUUCUUCUUCUUUCUAGAUCCUCUCAGAACUGGCAAGAUAAAGAUACAGGAUAUUUUAGCUUGCAGCUUCCUAGAUGACUUGUUGGAGUUAAGGGAUGAAGAACUUUCUAAAGAAAGUCAAGAAACAAACUGGUUUUCUGCUCCUUCUGCGUUAAGAGUUUAUGGCCAGUACUUAAACCUUGAUAAAGAUCACAACGGCAUGCUCAGCAAAGAAGAGCUGUCCCGCUAUGGAACAGGGACUCUGACCAACAUAUUCUUGGAUCGUGUCUUCCAGGAGUGCUUAACUUACGAUGGAGAAAUGGACUAUAAGACCUACCUGGACUUUGUGCUUGCAUUAGAAAACAGAAAGGAGCCUGCAGCUCUGCAAUAUAUUUUCAAACUGCUUGAUAUAGAGAACAAAGGAUACCUGAAUGUCUUUUCCCUUAAUUAUUUCUUUAGGGCUAUUCAGGAACAAAUGAAAAUCCACGGACAAGAACCGGUUUCUUUUCAGGAUGUCAAGGAUGAAAUCUUUGAUAUGGUAAAGCCUAAGGAUCCUUACAAAAUCUCCCUUCAAGACUUAAUCAAUAGCAGUCAAGGAGACACUGUUACCAGCAUUCUAAUUGAUCUGAAUGGGUUCUGGACAUACGAGAACAGAGAGGUCCUUGUGGCAAGUGAUAAUGACAACACUGCUGAUGUCGAUGAUACGUGACUCUGAAUAUGAGUAGGCUGUAACCAUAGAGACAUCUUUAACUAAUGCAUUAACUAACUGUUGGAAGCCAGAAACAUGUUACCUGAAUCAAUGCUUUUUCCAUUUUACUUCCUCCCUCCUUCACUCUCCCUCCAGCACAUAGUGUAAAAUGUGGAAAUGUGGUACAUACAGGGACUUCUGAACUCAAAAUAGCAAGUCUUGUUUAAGAGGUAACAAUGAUCUGUUCUGUGUGUAGUAUUUUUUUUUUUAAUAAAUAUUUUUGGAGUCAUUUAAGUACCAAGAAAUGUUCCUCAUUUGGAUACCCUGUUCUAGAAUGUGAAUUUGUCCUGAGAGUGAGAAUACAUUUCUCAAGUAUACUCAGCACUGGCCUGUAGCUACUUGGCCAAUACCAAGCCUCCCACUUAAUUUUGUGUAGCUUCUGGUAAUGAUGGCUCUGUUGAAGGCUUUUGCCUUUAGAACUGAAUGCUUAAUAAGAGGUAAAUAGUUUUAAGCAUUUUCCUUCUGUAUACGUCCAGCUGUAAAUGCCUGUAACUGAAUAAUUAUCUUUCUUACUUAUCCUUUCUAUCAGCUCAAUAGUUAAGAGGUUCAUUGAUGGAAAUAAAACAGCAUCGCUCUAGGUCUGGUUAGAAUUAAUCUCACCACUUGCAUAAAGGCUUUCACCAACUGAACUUAACCUCCUGUGUAAGUACUUUAUGUAGUUUAACUUAAAUAUACAGCUGAGCUACAGCAGUAGUUAAAGCAAUAAAACACUUUUUUUACUCUUCAGAAAUCUAUAACUGUUUCAACCUUCAGAUAAAAUUACAACAGAUGCAGGUGAGAAAUAGUUAACCAUCAUGCACUAUUUAUUAGUGCCUACCUCAUUUAAGGUAGUGCUGAACAAGUCAGGCAACUUCAUAAGUACUAUGUGAAAUUAUAGGGGAAGUAUAAUAUAUUGAACUUCAGUGCCUGGCUGUGUGACUCAAAGUGAAACAGUGAACAGGCAUGUACUCCUGUGUGCAGGCAUAAACUUUCAACAACCACACCGGUUUAAAGGAAAAGCCAUAGCCAGUUUCCAGUUCAAAAAUUAUAUUCAAUAUAAAAUAACCAGUUAAAUGCAUUUACAGAAAAAUUUAAAGUAACUACUUUCAUACAGUUUGCAAAAACAAAAGGAAGAGUUAAGUUAAGGCACAGUGAGUAAUAGAGCAUUUAUACAAAGAAGUUAAAGCCCAAGGCAGUGAGAGCAUUCCUUAAUGCAACAGCUGGGGGGGGCGGGGGGGGGAAUCGCAACUGACAAUUUUUUGGCAGAAAAGCAAAAGCGCAUCCUUCAGCGGUAGAGGUUUUACCCUUGAACUACUAGAGGCUUUUUACAUUUCACACAGUAUAAGAACUCCCAAAACGAUGUUUUGCUGUGUACUCCCCAGGUGUUGAACCAAGCUUUUCCUUGUAGAUAUUCAGGGCUAAGAAAGGAUUUUUACACAGCUGUCAGCACCCUCUAUAUCACAAUUCGAAAAGAGGCAAAGAACAGAACAGCAAAACAGACUGAAUGGAACAGCUGCCUGAGUCUUCCUCAGAAGAUCCUCUGCAGUGCUAGAGUGUUAAGGGCAGAAGAGUGGGGAGAGAGAUGAUGUACUGCACAGAGGGCUAGUUCACGCAGAAGGUUGGCUGUAAUGAAGCUAAUUAGAGUCCAAUAUCCAGUUGUCCUGGCCUGUGUCAUUAUAACAGGCUCUGGGGUUAGCUGGUGGUGAGACCGAGGCCAUGGAUUUAUAAAUGAUACCCAAUAUGAGAGUUCACUGAAGCUUGAAUUCUUUUUUUUUUUUUAAAGAAGUUUCAAGGAUAGAAGUAAUGAUUCACAUGGUAAUUAGUAUGGUUUUUCUGCUUAUUUAUCUACAAGCAUUCUGCAAACAAAAGUGAUUAGGGCCAAGUUAUCUCCCUGCCUUCAACACUGAAAUUUGAUCACCUUAAACUAAACCAUUUCUCUUUUACAGGCUGCAAGUCAGACAACAGUUACUGCAGUAAAAUCCAUUUAAUCAGUAGUUGGGGCUCCUUAAAAGAUCUGGAAAUAGCUGCAUUCUGCUUCCCCAAAAAAGAAAAAUUAAUAUUGGAAAGAUACUAAGGCAAAAACUUCCAUUAAAAAAAAAA